Fundulus heteroclitus (mummichog) is the source of this 2372-nucleotide messenger RNA. It is a transcript of the gene tescb, whose product is annotated as tescalcin b. The transcript is spliced from 8 exons. The record is from RefSeq and is a predicted model, not a curated record. Bases 478 to 1128 code for a protein of 216 amino acids. Gene Ontology annotation, molecular function: calcium ion binding. Lineage: Eukaryota; Metazoa; Chordata; Actinopteri; Cyprinodontiformes; Fundulidae.
UAUGGAAGAAUCAGGCUCUAUGUGCUUGCGUUAGCAGUUGAAAAUCAUCACUAUUAAUAAACAUGAACACUUGAAUGGAUUUUCUGAAAGUCUAAUUUAUUUAAUUUGACUGUAAUUAAAUGAAACCCUGGAAAGAAAUUGGCUGCAGCCAUUAAAGCGAUUGAAAACGUCAAAAGUAUAAAUCACACGUCACCCUGCCUUUUUUUUUUUUUUUUUUUUUUUUUUUUUAGGCCUGUGUCGUCAUAGGAACGGGUGUUGCGGAAGUGGCCAUCGCUGCCUGCAGGGGGGAUGACACCGGCUCGGUGUUCAGGCGCAGAGGGGGGGAAACAGGUGUGCGCUCGGGAUCUAGCCGCUGCAAGCGCUCACCUGGACAUGGAUUAUUGUGCAACAUGAUCGCCUGAUCCCUGUCGCGUACAUCCUGGGCCUGCUUGCUGCUUCCUGUGAUAACUCCACAGGUCAGAGGGAGCCGUAGCCGCGAUGGGAACCCUACAGUCCUCACCGGCUCCAUCAGAAUACGCUGAUCUGUCGGAGAAAACUGGCUUUUCAUUUGAGCAGAUUGGGGUCCUGCAUAAGAGGUUCAGACAUCUGAGCCAUGGUGAGAAUGUCUUAAGGAAGGAGGACUUCAAUGGAAUCCCUGAUCUGGCGUCCAAUCCCAUCCGUACACAGAUCGUAGAGGCUUUCUUCGACCAAAGAAACUUCUCCAAGGAUGGUGAUGGCAAGGUGGACGAGAUUGGCUUUGAAGAAUUUGUGGUGGUCAUGUCUCACUUCAGGCCACCGUCCCUGCACAUGACAGAGGAACAGCGCGAGAGUGUCAGGAAGGAGAAACUUAGAUUUUUAUUCAACAUGCACGACUCAGACAACGAUGGAAUCAUAACACUCGAGGAGUACAGACACGUGGUGGAGGAGUUGUUGUCUCGCAGUGGAGCUCUGGGAAAAGAAACAGCCAAAGGCAUUGCUGAUGCAGCCAUGUUGGAAGUGGCCAGUAUAUCAGUUGGCCACAUGGAACCUGAUGAAUUCUAUGAGGGAAUCACCUUUGACCAUUUUCUAAAGCUGCUGGCCACCUUUGAGAUCGAAUCAAAAAUGAGCGUUCGCUUUCUAAACAUGGACACGAUCACUUUGUGUAAGUGAGGUUGUUAGAUCGAAGUAUUCAACGGUACUUUGAAAACGUUGAGAACGGAAACUUUUAAGCCUUAACUGUUUGAUGUUAAUUUCUUGUUUUACUCUGUAGCAAAAUACUUGCACUGGCAGCAUAUGCCUUAUGCAUGUCGCAACCACUAUGCAAACUAAAAGACGAAUGAUUGUGAUUUAUUAGAGGGGAUACACUUUACUGUAAGCAAUAACGCGCUGCUACUGUGUGGCUGAAAAAAAGCAAUAAUAUUAAAAUAUGAAUGACUCUGCAUGCAAAUAUAUAGGUUUGAAUAGAUGAGCCAUUAUUUACAUAACUCUCCAAGGUGAGAGAUAUUAUAGUUUGUCUUGUCACCAGGUGUUUCCUGUCAUUUCUGUAUGAUCUGAGAAAACAUUUAUGGCAGCGAUACAUCAUGUGCAUGUCCUGGUCUUUGUUUGCACAAAAAGGGACCGUCAUACAGUUUAUUUGUAUUUAUUCAAAAAGAGAUAUUAAGAUUUUCGGUUCCAGUAAAAACUUUAUAAAUGCUCCUCAUGGGCACGAAUGUUGUUUCAGAUUUUUGACCUUGAAGAAUGAGCUUGAAUUGUUCUUUUUCAGACCAGAAUGAAUGUUAUAAUGUAACCAAACCACUGAAAAAGCUUGGUUAAAGCUCCGUUAGAGCAUCAUGCCUUUAUCACACAUCUUCUAGCUGACUGGAAAUGUAACCGCGGUUCUUGGGAGAAUGGGGUAGUUUCGUGGCGCAGCUCUAACUUUUAUGCAUAUACCUCUGAUUUUCAUGGGUCAAGCCCUUCAGAAGGCCUUUCCUGGAUAGUCCGUUCCAACCAUUUAAGUUAAAAUCUCUACAACGGAAAAUGUUUUCAUGUUUCCAUUCAACUGAGAUUAUUCUAACCAAGAACAAAGCCUCUUGCAGCUGGCAACAUGAACAAGCCAAACACCAGAGAAGAGUUUUUUGGUCAAAUACUCAUUCUGUCACGAUGCCAACAAGAAUGCCUGGAAGAGACAGGACGCUACUCUCCAACUAAUAGCUGACAAGCAUGGUGGUAGAAGCAUCGUACUGUGGUUUAGCUUCUGCACAUGCUGGCACUGCAAAGUAGAUUAAAUAAUGCAAAUACGGACUGCUUACUUCAAAUAGUCAGUCAGCUGUGCACAGGGCCAUGGGUUAACUUGCAAUAAGUCCUUUUCCCACAUGGUGGUUGAAAUGUCUGUAUACAGAGCCUGUAUGUGUAAUUUAGAAUAUUUCUGGAUUAUA